AUGUACCUUGAGUUGCCAACUCCGAGCAGCGAUACCUGGGCGGGUAUGAUGCUGGACUGCGGUGAAGGCACUCUGGGGCAGAUGUACCGCUACGCAGGUGGCGAUGCAAAACGGUUGCAAGAGCUGGUAGAUCGCCUGAAGUGCGUCUGGAUCUCGCACAACCACGCCGACCACCACUUGGGUCUGCUUCGGCUGCUGAGCCAUCGUGCUAAUGAUGCUGACACCGAGCCGCUGCUUGUGAUCGGUCCUACAGCUCUGCGGUUUUGGCUGGACGAGUACGCAGCCCAGGACCCCACGGUGCGCGGCAAGUACUCUUUUGUAGAGAACUACUGCUUCGACGAGAACGACUCGCGCUCUGGGGAGGUCGAGACGCAUGCGGAGGCUGCUCGUGUUCGUGCGUGGCUGCGGGAAUCGCUGAAUAUCUCGGAGAUCGAGUGCGUCCCAGUGAAGCAUGCGCACCAGUCGUACGCUGCUGUCGUGACUUUCGUGGACGGUGCCAAGCUGGCGUUCUCUGGUGAUUGCCGACCGAGCGAUAAACUCGCGGAGAAGGCGAAGGGGGCGUUCCUGAUUGUACAUGAAGCCACCUUUGAGGACGAUCUGACCAAGGAAGCCAAGGACAAGGCACACUGCACCAUGGCCGAGGCAAUUGAGGUCGGCCGCCAAGCCAAGGCCCGCCAUCUACUGCUGACGCACUUCAGCCAGCGAUACCCGAAGAUGGCGGUCCUGUCGAGCUCCACCGAAGAUGCCGUAGCUCCUGACGAGACCCCGAUGGAGAUUCUGACCGCCAUCGACAUGCUGUCGCUGCGCUUCCGCGAGCUUCGGCAGCCGAACCUCAUGGAGGUGUGCACGCAGCUCAUGACGCAGGAUGACGAAGAGGAGGGCGACGUCGAGGCGGCAGCUAGCCACAAAGCUCAGCAGGAGCGCGAGGAGCGAAAGAAGCAGAAGAGCAUUGAGCGCGGUGCGCAGCAAUAA
Messenger RNA from Phytophthora sojae, 972 nucleotides. RefSeq lists its product as hypothetical. The record is from RefSeq and is a predicted model, not a curated record. Gene Ontology annotation, biological process: mitochondrial tRNA 3'-end processing. The transcript has a single exon. Bases 1 to 972 code for a protein of 323 amino acids. Gene Ontology annotation, molecular function: 3'-tRNA processing endoribonuclease activity. Gene Ontology annotation, cellular component: mitochondrion. NCBI's taxonomy places the organism in Eukaryota, Oomycota, Peronosporomycetes, Peronosporales, Peronosporaceae.